This is a messenger RNA of Dipodomys ordii (Ord's kangaroo rat), 390 nucleotides long. RefSeq names its product tripartite motif-containing protein 43-like. Gene Ontology annotation, molecular function: zinc ion binding. The annotation marks the transcript as partial. The record is from RefSeq and is a predicted model, not a curated record. Lineage: Eukaryota; Metazoa; Chordata; Mammalia; Rodentia; Heteromyidae. The transcript has a single exon.
AUGGACCCUGACAUUGCCCAGGCCUUCCAGAAGGAAGUGAGCUGUGCCAUCUGUAUGAAUACUUUCAUAGAGCCAGUCACCCUAGAGUGCGGGCACAGUUUUUGUCGACCUUGUCUCUGCCUUUGCUGGGAAGAGACCCAGAUUCCAGCCAGGUGCCCUGGGUGCAGGGGACCCUGCCAGCAGAGAAACCUCAAAACCAACGUGGUUCUGAGGAGCCUGGUGGCCAUUGCCAGAAGAGCCAGCCUCAGGCGGUUCCUGAGGUCUGAGGAAUAUAUGUGUGGGACACACAGGGAGACCAAGCAGAUGUUCUGUGAGGUGGACAGGGCCCUGCUCUGUAGGAGCUGCUCCCAGUCUCAGGAGCACAGGGCUCACCAACACCAUCUCAUAGAA